Messenger RNA from Pungitius pungitius (ninespine stickleback), 970 nucleotides. Its product is annotated as claudin-4-like. Gene Ontology annotation, biological process: bicellular tight junction assembly; cell adhesion. Gene Ontology annotation, molecular function: structural molecule activity. NCBI's taxonomy places the organism in Eukaryota, Metazoa, Chordata, Actinopteri, Perciformes, Gasterosteidae. The record is from RefSeq and is a predicted model, not a curated record. The coding region runs from base 82 to 705 and encodes 207 amino acids. Gene Ontology annotation, cellular component: plasma membrane; bicellular tight junction. The transcript has a single exon.
CAAGACUUCCAGAAACUCUUGAGGACCUUUCCUUUCUUUUGAUUUUUGGUACUUUCGUUUGGGACGACUUAGCAAGAAGAGAUGGUGUCUGCCGGCUUUCAGAUGAUGGGCACCGCCCUAUGCAUCAUCGGCUGGAUCGGGGCAAUCGUCGUCUGCGCCCUCCCCAUGUGGAAGGUGACCGCAUUCAUCGGCCAGAACAUCGUCACCGCUCAAACAACCUGGGAGGGCAUCUGGAUGACCUGCGUGGUGCAGAGCACGGGCCAGAUGCAGUGCAAGGUCUACGACUCCAUGCUGGCCCUCUCCUCGGACCUCCAGGCCGCCCGCGCCCUCGUCAUCAUCUCCAUCCUGCUCGGCAUCAUAGGCAUCCUCUUCGCCCUCGCAGGGGGCAAGUGCACCAACUGUGUGGAGGACGAGGUGGCAAAAGCCAAAAUUGGCGUGGUGUCCGGCGUGAUCUUCAUCCUCGCUGGGGUUCUCUGCCUCAUCCCCGUGUGCUGGACGGCAAACACCAUUGUUAGAGACUUCUACAACCCACUGCUGCAGGGAUCUCAGAAGAUGGAGCUCGGAGCUGCACUCUUCAUCGGCUGGGGGGCCUCAGGCCUCCUCAUCCUGGGUGGUGGACUCCUCUGCGGCAACUGCCCUCCCAAGGACAACUACACCGUUAAGUACGCCGGUGUCCGUCCAAACGCGCCCAAGGACUUUGUCUGAAGGAGUAAGAGCCGAAAGAGACUGGAGAAAAGAAAAGACUUGAGUCGAAUGCUUUGUGGUCCAUGAAAUUGAUUUAUUUUGCCUUUUAAUUUCACAGUGAUUUUACUGUGCUCAAUGUUUAGUUUGAUGCUUUCAUGUUGACUUACAGCACUUCAACAUUGGUCUUAUAAGUGCCAUCACUUUUACAUAUCAUUUCAUUCUCAAAAUGUGUAUUCUAUGUCUAUGACUGUCUGAAACUGUAAAUAAAGAUGUUUUUUAUCAAUGA